AUGACCAAAGACUCAUCGCAUACCUAUAUCCACCUCCAUCGCAGCCACCAUGCAGAUCUUCUAGAAGACUUCAAUCGAACUCAUCUUCCGCACGAAGAGAUCUACGUGCCACCCCAGCAUCAGCCUCUAAAUCCUGAUGACGAAGAUGAUGUUGUCCCUGAGCAGCAUGCUGCAUUUGGAAUUCAAAGAGCCACGCAGCGCCAGCAAGAACCUGCUUGGCGUGAUCUCGGUCUGGACAGGAUCUUGAACGAAGGUCCACCAAAGACUAAACGCCAGAACGAGCAGCUAUCAAAAGUCCGUCUCUUACGAUGA
Aureobasidium namibiae CBS 147.97 is the source of this 312-nucleotide messenger RNA. RefSeq lists its product as uncharacterized. The transcript is spliced from 2 exons. Gene Ontology annotation, biological process: positive regulation of mitotic metaphase/anaphase transition. Lineage: Eukaryota; Fungi; Ascomycota; Dothideomycetes; Dothideales; Saccotheciaceae. The record is from RefSeq and is a predicted model, not a curated record. Gene Ontology annotation, cellular component: anaphase-promoting complex. Bases 1 to 312 code for a protein of 103 amino acids.